GACUUCAUCCAGAUAAUGGACGGCUUUUAUUAUUGUGUGCAGUUGCAGAAAGGAGCAGAUGGUCGGAGUCGCUGGAUGGGAUCUGACCUGUGCCCGACUUCCCAUACUAAACAUUGUUUUCAGAGCUGAGCCUGAAUAUCGCCUGCUGCUGUUUACAUAAGAAGUCACUUUCUGUAAGUGGCAGCCAGAGGAGAAAGAAGAUCUGCAGCAGCUCGUCACACUUACAGCAGAUCUAAGGGGUGAUUUGUCUCCACAGAAGCAGAUCAGAGAUGGCAUCUUUGAAGAUAUGGGACCAACUGCAGGCUGGCAGCUCAGAGGUGGACUGGUGUGAAGACAACUACAAAAUCGUCCCCUCUAUCGCCGAGUUUUACAAUACGGUCAGCAACAUUUUGUUUUUUGUUUUACCACCCAUAUGCAUGUGCCUGUUCCGUCAGUACGCCACCUGCUUCAACAGCGGCAUAUAUUUAAUAUGGACCCUACUUGUUGUGGUUGGAAUCGGGUCAGUGUAUUUUCAUGCAACACUGAGUUUCCUGGGACAGAUGUUGGACGAAUUGGCUAUUCUCUGGGUGUUAAUGUCUGCAUUAGCAAUGUGGUUUCCAAAAAGGCACCUGCCAAGAAUCUUCCGACAUGACAGGUGGAGGUUUAAAGCAGUAGUUGGUGUUCUUUCUGGAAUUACAACAGUCUUGGCAUUCAUCAAGCCUGCAAUCAACAACAUUUCUCUAAUGACACUUGGAAUACCCUGUACAAUCUUACUUAUCACAGAGCUUAAGAGGUGUGACAACAUGCGGGUUUAUAAGUUGGGUCUGAUGUCAGGCUUUUGGUGGACCUUAGCAUUAGUCUGCUGGAUCAGCGACAAAGCGUUUUGUGAAAUAUGGUCUCAUUUCAAUUUCCCCUACCUCCACUGUGUAUGGCACAUUCUCAUCUGCCUGGCUGCCUACCUCGGCUGUGUCUGCUUUGCCUACUUCGAUGCAGCAUCUGAAAUCCCAGAGCAGGGGCCCGUCAUAAAGUUCUGGCCCAGCGAGAAGUGGGCUUUUAUCGGAGUUCCCUAUGUCAGCUUGCUUUGUGCCCACAGAAAGUCACCUGUGAAAAUUACAUGAAUUCCAGUGUAGAAGCUUGAACUUGUUUUUUUUUUUCACUUCUGAAAUAUACCCACACUGGAAACUAUUAGAUAUAUAUGUUCUUUGCAGUGUGUCCAGUAAAGGACUAAUUAUAUGUCUUUGUUUGGUCGGAACCUUAGCUGCUGCCAUCUUGUGGAACAAAGAAGAACACAUUCUUUUUUUUCUUCCUCAAGCUCAGUUCCUUUAAGACACACAACAGCUCCUAUUUAUUGGUACAUUUAUACAUGUUUUAUUUUCUACAAAAAAAAAAAAUCUAUUUCUACAAAUCAACUUUGAAGUGCAAUCUUGCAGAAAUCUGCAUGUUGGAUAUCUGCUAAGAAAAGAACACGCUGCUGUGCUUGUUUUAUUCUAUUGAGGGCUAUUUAUAUUUUUAUAUAGUGUUGCUUCCAACAAGCUUCAUCUAUAUGAUGAGGAUAUGUGAUCUAAAGAUAAUCCAGGGUGGCUGUGGGCUUCAAAACAUACACUUUAGGUGUUAAGAGCUCUUAAAGUGCACUGCCCAUUCUGCCAAACUCUGCCUCCAAUGUGUUAGCUUGGCAAUACUAGGAGGGGAGGUUCAAAUAGAAGGGUGAGCCAUACGUCCACCUAGAGCAGUAUUGUGAACAUAUUAACUAGGAGUGUAGGUUUUUAAAUUUACAAAUGUUUUGUAAGGUUGAACUGUCUAGAAUGAGAAGACUGACCUUCAUAGGUGAAUUUAUGUUUAAGCUUAUAGAAUUGGACAUCUUAACUGUGUGUAGCAACACAAUAGGGUAGCCUGUACGAUGGGCCUUUUAUACAAGUACAGUUAAAUGCAGGGUUUCCAAAACCCACCACUCCUCAUUUCCCAGGCGUUUUUGUAUUUACGAAGGUCUGAAACUUUCAUUACACUGCUCCACUGGAGUUGAAGGUCUUGGCAAUUAAGUAUUCAGUGUUACUAUGAUGCCCAGGUAAGCGGUAUUCUGACAAUUACAAUUAUGUCUAUUUAUGCUUUCAUUAUUUGUGAAUAUCUAUAAAAAUAAAAGUAUUAAGUUAUAAA
Rana temporaria (common frog) is the source of this 2130-nucleotide messenger RNA. RefSeq names its product alkaline ceramidase 2 (gene ACER2). Gene Ontology annotation, biological process: ceramide metabolic process. Gene Ontology annotation, cellular component: membrane. The transcript has 7 exons. Gene Ontology annotation, molecular function: hydrolase activity, acting on carbon-nitrogen (but not peptide) bonds, in linear amides. Lineage: Eukaryota; Metazoa; Chordata; Amphibia; Anura; Ranidae. The record is from RefSeq and is a predicted model, not a curated record. The coding region runs from base 270 to 1097 and encodes 275 amino acids.